AUGCCCCUUAUAUGCAAUCUGUGUGGGAUAGAAGAAGAAAGUGUAGAACAUAUACUGCUACAGUGUGACUGGACAAGGGGAAUGUGGCUUAAGGUAUGCCAUGGUCUAAAAAUCCGAAAAGAAAAAGUUAUAUCUUUUGAUAGAUGGUGCGAAGUAGUGGCGAGGGGUAUAGAGCUGGUACCACCUGUAGCGAUACUAAAAGCCAAGAAGGCCAUUGCAGAUUUCUACAAGGUACAGGAGAAGCAAUCUAAGUUAGCAAGGACAAUGGGGGUAAACAUAAUAAGAAGGGAGGAUCAGUGGUCAUGCUCAAAAAGAAGGUGGUUAAAGAUGAACUGUGAUGGAACAUUUAUAGAAAGUAAUAGAAGAGCAGGGAUUGGAAUAGUGAUUAGGGAUGAAAGUGGAAAUAUGGUUGAUGGGAUUGGAAAGCAGGUAAAGGUAGGCUCAGCUUUAGCAGCAAAGGCAUUGGCAGUAAGAAUAGUACUGGAAUUAGUAGCUGCUAGAAAAUUUAAAACGGUAAUAAUGGAAAUGGAGUAUAAAGUUUUGUAUAGUCAUUUUCAAAGGACAAAUGAAAAUUAUAAUUGGAGAAUAAGACCAAUUUUGAGGGAGAUAAUGAAAUUAUGGUGGGAGCUACCAGAAAAGCAAUUGAAGUUGGUGAAGAGACAAGCUAAUAAAGCUACGGACUCGGUGGCAACAUAG
Molecule: messenger RNA, 696 nt
Organism: Durio zibethinus
Lineage: Eukaryota; Viridiplantae; Streptophyta; Magnoliopsida; Malvales; Malvaceae
Molecular function (GO): RNA-DNA hybrid ribonuclease activity; nucleic acid binding
Source: RefSeq, a predicted model, not a curated record